Molecule: messenger RNA, 2380 nt
Organism: Manis pentadactyla (Chinese pangolin)
Lineage: Eukaryota; Metazoa; Chordata; Mammalia; Pholidota; Manidae
Gene: WDR12
Product: WD repeat domain 12
Exons: 13
Coding region: 383-1654 (423 amino acids)
Biological process (GO): ribosome biogenesis; maturation of LSU-rRNA from tricistronic rRNA transcript (SSU-rRNA, 5.8S rRNA, LSU-rRNA); maturation of 5.8S rRNA from tricistronic rRNA transcript (SSU-rRNA, 5.8S rRNA, LSU-rRNA)
Cellular component (GO): preribosome, large subunit precursor; PeBoW complex
Molecular function (GO): protein binding
Source: RefSeq, a predicted model, not a curated record
AAAAAAAAAAAAAAGCAGCAGAUUUGAAUUGGGCCUUUCUGAAUUUUCAUAAUCGGUCACGGGCCUAAAUAUAUUGAAAGAAGCCCAAAAAGAUUAAAGGGACACGCCAUCUUUAAGACUAUGCUUUACUAAUCGACGAUUCCUAAAUCUAGGAAUAGGUCGUUGAUGUUUGUGGGCUGGGCCUCUGUGGAAGGGCAACCUCGUGGUUCCUUCUUGCUGCGACGGCAGAGGAAAGAAAGCGGAAGCUCAGUGUUGGACUGCAGCUCCCCGCUUAACCUGUGCAGUCUAACAUUGAGCUACCCUUUCUGCAGUCCUAAAAGGUCAGAGCGCCUGUCUGACUUCUACUCCUCACGUUUCCGUAGGCAAGUGUGUAGUCUCCGCAAUGGCUCAGCUCCAGACACGCUUCUUCACUGACAACAAGAAAUAUGCUGUAGAUGAUGUUCCCUUCUCAAUUCCUGCAGCCUCAGAAAUUGCUGACCUUAGUAACCUCAUCAAUAAAUUGCUGGAGGCCAAAAAUGAAUUCCACAAACAUGUGGAGUUUGAUUUCCUUAUCAAGGGCCAGUUUCUGCGAAUGCCGUUGGUCAAACACAUGGAAAUGGAAAACAUCUCAUCAGAAGAGGUUGUGGAGCUAGAAUAUGUGGAGAAGUACACUGCACCUCAGCCAGAGCAAUGCUUGUUGCAUGAUGAUUGGAUCAGUUCAAUCAAAGGGGAGGAGGAAUGGAUCUUGACUGGUUCUUAUGAUAAGACUUCCCGGAUCUGGUCCUUGGAAGGAAAGUCAAUAAUGACGAUUGUGGGACAUACAGACGUUGUAAAAGAUGUGGCCUGGGUGAAAAAAGACCGCUUGUCUUGCCUCCUCCUGAGCGCCUCUAUGGAUCAGACCAUUCUCCUGUGGGAAUGGAAUGUAGAAAGAAACAAAGUGAAAGCCCUCCACUGCUGCAGAGGUCAUGCUGGAAGUGUGGACUCCGUAGCUGUUGAUUGCACAGGAACUAAAUUCUGCAGUGGCUCCUGGGAUAAGAUGCUGAAGAUCUGGUCUACAGUCCCUACAGAUGAAGAUGAUGAAAUGGAGGAAUCCACACAUCGACCAAGAAAGAAACAGAAAACAGAGCAAUUGGGACUAACAAGGACUCCCAUAGUGACCCUCUCUGGCCACAAGGAACCAGUUUCUUCAGUACUCUGGUCAGAUGCUGAAGAAAUCUGCAGUGCGUCUUGGGAUCACACAAUUCGAGUGUGGGAUGUUAUGUCUGGCAGCCUUAAGUCAACUUUGACAGGAAAUAAAGUGUUUAAUUGUAUCUCCUAUUCUCCACUUUGUAAACGCUUAGCGUCUGGAAGCACAGAUCGGCAUAUCAGACUGUGGGAUCCCCGAACUAAAGAUGGUUCUUUGGUGUCAUUAUCCCUUACCUCACAUACAGGCUGGGUCACAUCAGUAAAAUGGUCUCCUACCCAUGAACAGCAACUGAUUUCAGGUUCUUUAGAUAACAUUGUCAAGCUGUGGGAUACAAGAAGUUGCAAGGCUCCUCUCUAUGAUCUGGCUGCUCAUGAAGACAAAGUUCUGAGUGUAGACUGGACAGACACAGGGUUACUUCUGAGUGGAGGAGCAGACAAUAAAUUGUAUUCCUACCGAUAUUCACCAACCACUUCCCAUGUCGGGGCAUGAAAGUGAACGAUAAAUUUAACUACAGACAUUAUUUCUAUAAAUGAAACUGAUAGAGAAUCCUCAGAUGACAGCUGUGCAGAUUCAGAAAGCAGCCCUUUAAAGUUUAUACAGUGUUUUCAGUCUUGAUAAUAGGUUUCAUUGUCUUUUUCAUUGCUUUGUAUUUAUUAUACAGCAUUUGUGUUUAUAAAACAUAAAAUGUGGCCUGCAGUUUCUGCCUUCUGCAAAUUCUUAAGACUAAAUGGAGUUUUUUAUUUCUUUUUAAAGAUACUGGUUUGAAUUAUGAUUUGCUUUUGAAAUACUAUAAAAGCACAUAUUAAAAAUACAGUUAUUGUCCAGAUUUUUAUUUCUGAUGGCAAAAUCUAAGUUUUUAAAGUUAGCUGUUUAAAAAUUAUUUUCAAACAGCAUCUUUAAAAACUAACACAUUUUACUAGAGAAGAAAAUGAGAAAUAAAAUGUUUGCUGAAUACUUUAUGUCUAACUAUAUGACAUUGUCCAUAUUCAGAACAUUAAAACAUAAACAUACAGAUGUUGCCAAUAUAUUAAGAACUUAUUAAAAUAGUUUACGUGAAGUACUUUGUAUUAAAAGUAUCUCAGAAUCCUUUAGAAAUUGUAUACAGAUUUCAUGAUAACCAGGAAUCUCCCUAACCUACCGUGUAUGUAGAUGAGAAUAGAAUCUUUAGAUAAAACUUUAGUCUGUAUUCAAUAAUAAAACAUUCCACAAAUUUUA